AUGAAGGUCCCAGCUACCUUUGCAGGCUGGGCUUGUGCCUCCCUCUUCCUGACUUCCUGCUCAUCUGCCUUCUCCCAUGGGGCCAGUGCCGUGGCGUGUGAGGAUAUGCAGCCCAGACACAUCCAAGCCCAGCCCCAGCACUCCAGCUCCCACCACCUCACCAUCCACACCAGCAGGUCCUACUCACCAGGUGACAAGAUUCCAGUGACCGUGAGGAGCAGUCUGGAUUUCAUGGGGUUCCUGCUGCAGGCUCGGAGGGUGUCUGAUCAUCAGACGGCUGGCACUUUUGUCCUCAUUCCUCCUCGUUCCCAACUGAUCACUUGCUUUGAAGAGGCGGACGCAGUCACCCACUCUGACAAGUCCCCGAAGAGAAACCUCUCCUUCGUGUGGAAGGCCCCUGCUGAGCCUGUGGGGGACAUCAGGUUCCUUUUAUCAGUAGUCCAGUCGUAUUUUGUUUACUGGGCAAGGAUUGAAUCAGCUGUUGUGUCACAACAGACACUUAGCAGUGCCCUCUCUGAUGACCACCACCGCGCUGUGCUGGGGACGCUGGUGCCAACCCCUGGGCGAAGGCUGGAUGACUCUGAAGGGACAGCCACAGCUCCUCCAUGCCCCAUCACACUUUAGCGAUGGCACAAAGGUGUUGCUGUUGUUUUUACAGGAGCUUCAGAAGAGGGCAGUUCACAUCCUGUCCCUGCUAGUAUCGGGGUGACAAAGUUGCCUGGGGACACAGAGACUCUGUCCCAAUCACCGUCAUGUAUCGCUACUGCAAGCAGCGAUGGCCAGCAACCCAGGGGAGACAGCAAUCGAAUCCUAGAACCAUCCCUGGAUUUCCAUGGGCUGGAGCGGCUUGUGGCCCUCAAGAGGUUCUCCUCAGGGGGAUUUGCUUCCAGCCUGAGCAGCCACCAUAGGACUCAGGAUGAUCCAAGCUUUCAUUCCUUGGAAACGUGCCUGCCCUUGGAUAGGGAUGAACAGGAUGAGAUGACAGCCUCUAAUAGGUCACCAGUGAGGCUUGCUCUGUACACUGGCCACCUUACCCAGCCCCGAAGUCUCUGGUCUUCUGAAGCGUCCACUGGGAGGGGGGUGGGGGAAUCCAACACAACCCCUGACUUUCACAUCUCUAGUGCUUCCCAGCAUCAAGUGGCUGGUGGCCAGGCAUCAAGGCCCUCUGCCAAAUUUGUACCUGAGUCAGAGCACAGGGAUCCCAGAAUGGGGACAGGGGAGGGAGAAGGUGGUGUGGGACACCCUAGCAAGACUGUGAGGCCUGCAGUCGGGCAGGAGGGCGGCAGUGCCCCUUUGGGGAUCCAGCUCAGCACGCCGCAGCUGGGCACCUUACUCUGUCUGUCAGCCACCCUGGGCAUGGCCCUGGCUGCUGGCCUUUGCUACCUGCAUACUCAGCAUUGCCACAAGCGAACAGAAGUGUCCUUCAGUGAGCCAGCCUCGGAUGCCAUCGCCAGGAGCGACGGUGGGGAGACUGUUCACAUCAGGAAGAUUGGGGAGAACAGGUUUGUUUUGGUUCAAGCGGAAUACAACAGGGUCUCUCCUUCAGAGGUAGCAGGAAAGCAGUCCUCUGAAAGGACUCUUGUGGCGGGGCUCCCAGUGGCCUCCUUCCACUCUGCAGAGCGGCUCAGUCAAAACAGGACUAAUGAGAAUUCCUGA
Messenger RNA from Marmota flaviventris (yellow-bellied marmot), 1656 nucleotides. RefSeq names its product reeler domain containing 1 (gene Reeld1). The record is from RefSeq and is a predicted model, not a curated record. NCBI's taxonomy places the organism in Eukaryota, Metazoa, Chordata, Mammalia, Rodentia, Sciuridae. Gene Ontology annotation, cellular component: membrane.